UCCCGGAGAAAGCGCGUGAACUCUAUCCUCCUCCUCCUCCUCCUCCUCCCCCAUCGUGCGCUCUGGUCCUCCUCUGCGCGCUCUCCUCGGACAAACUGCGGCGGAGCGCUGGAUCACCAAAAGUUGACCAAAUCGGUUUAGAGGUGCCGGAGUGGUUCAGUGUUUGUUUUUCUGGGGAUUGGGGUGCUGUGUUUAGUGUAGUUUAAUUUUUUUGUUGCAUUUUAGCCAUGGAGACUCUUGGAGGUCUCCUCGCGCUGCUGUGCGUCUUCCUGGCUGGAGCGCAAACGCAGAACCAAAAAGAAAAAAUGUCUUCGGAUUGUCCGGUUGACCUUUUCUUUGUGCUGGAUACAUCUGAGAGUGUCGCCCUCAGACAGAAACCUCCCAACUUUUAUAUUGACCAGAUCACAGAAUUCACCAAUCACUUCAUAAAUGAACUCAAGGAAAUGCGCCACCGAUGCGACCGCACCCUGACGUGGAACUCGGGAGCUCUGCACUACAGUGACGAAGUCAAACUCGUACGCGAGCUGAGCGACAUGAGGACAGAUCGCGAGGCCCUGAAGGCUGACAUCAAGGCCAUCAGCUACAUCGGCAAGGGCACAUAUACCGACUGUGCCAUCAAGGCGGGGCUCGGUCAGCUGCUCAUUGGGGGCUCGCACUACCAUGAAAACAAGUACAUCGUGGUAGUGACUGACGGUCAUCCUCUUACUGGUUACAAAGAGCCAUGUGGAGGCGUGCAGGAGGCUGCUAACGAAGCCAGGCAACAUGGAGUCAAAGUGUUCGCUGUUGCCGUCACACCUGACCAGCAGGAGACCAGGCUGUCAGUCAUUGCCACAAGCCCGGCCUACAGACAGAACUUCACUGCUACAGCCGCCAUAGCCACCAAGAUGGACACCAUUCGAACCAUCAUUGAUAUGAUCACAAACCAGACAAAGGAUACGUGUUGCUCUUUCGACUGCAAUGCUCCAGGAGGGGUUAAAGGACCAAUGGGAGAUCUCGGCUCUAAGGGAGAAACAGGUAGACCAGGGAUGCCAGGAGAGAAAGGAGAUGUUGGCAACAUGGGCAGCCUUGGAGAUCCUGGUCCUGUUGGUUACAGUGGGAUGAAGGGAGACCGUGGUGGCAGAGGAGUCAAGGGAGAUAGAGGACACAAAGGCUACAAGGGAGAAAAAGGUCACGGGGGAAAUGAUGGCAUUGAUGGACGCAAGGGGGAAGACGGUUUCGCUGGUCUUGCCGGCUGUAAAGGAUCUCCCGGAUCAGACGGCCUGCAGGGAGAUUCUGGACCAAAGGGAGACUCUGGUCCUUAUGGACUGAAAGGAGGAAAAGGAGAUUCAGGAAAAGACGGCGAAGAAGGAAGGCCUGGAAACUAUGGCCCACUGGGACCUCAGGGUGAGCCGGGCCCUCGCGGAAACAACGGGGACAAAGGAGAGCGCGGCGACGACGGCGUACCGGGACCGGGUGGAACUGGCGGCGAAGGAGGACAAGUUGGAGAGAAGGGCGAGCAAGGUUCCCGUGGAAACAGAGGUCCAAGAGGAGACUUGGGGGAGCCAGGGCCCCGUGGAGAGCAGGGGAGGGAGGGCUCAACUGGCGGCAAUGGAGACCCUGGCGAGUCUGGGAAACCCGGGUCUCCUGGCUACAGAGGAGAUGAAGGCCCACCUGGACCAGAAGGACCCAAAGGGCCGAGAGGAAUCAAAGGAGCUCCGGGAGACAGAGGCCAGAUUGGGGGGAGGGGAGACGAUGGUGUGCCAGGAAACGGAACUGCGGGUUGUCCUGGUUUCCAGGGUUAUCCUGGGUCCCGCGGAGACUCUGGUGAGCCGGGUGGCAAGGGAACCCCUGGACCCAAAGGAGAUGACGGAGACGGCGGAGAUCCAGGCCGCGAUAACGACCAACCAGGACCUACAGGAUCUAAAGGGGCCAAAGGUCACAGAGGACCUGAAGGCAAUCCGGGACCUUCUGGGCCUCCCGGACCACCAGGAACUGAUGAAUGUGAAAUUCUGGAUAUCAUCAUGAAGCUCUGCUCUUGUUGUGAGUGUAAGUGUGCGGCUAUGGACCUGGCGUUCAUUGUGGACAGCUCAGAGAGUAUCGGUGCCACAAACUUUGCUCUCGCCAAAGACUUUAUCAUCACAGUCAUAGACAGACUGACCAAAGAUCAGCAACUCAAGUUUGCAAGCAAUGAUUCCGGGUUGAGCGUAGUCCAGUACAGUGGACCGAAGGCCCAAGAAGUUGUCCGACUGGGAGCCGCUGGCCUCAUCGCAUUUAAAGAGAAAGUGAGAAAAAUGGACUGGCUGGCUGAAGCCACGUACACAGGCGAGGCCCUUGAUUACGCUCUGACCAACACACUCAACCUGAUGACGCAUGACAACAAAGUGGUUAUCGUUCUAACAGACGGACGUUCUAAUAUUAUCAGGGACAGGAUUCCCCUCAACGUGCUCUGUGGUAAAGAUCUCCGGGUGGGUGGUUUAGGAGUGAAGGACUACUCAGGCCGUGAACCCAACCAAGAGCAGCUUGGGGAACUGGUUUGUAAGAGUGACACCAAACCAGGCUUUUCCUUUGUCUUGGACAACUAUGCCGAGUUGCUCGAUGACUCUUUCCUGCAGAACCUCACAUCCAGAAUCUGUCAAGAUAAGAAGUGCCCAGACUACAAAUGUCCCAUCACUUUCUCUGAAAGUGCCGAUAUUUUGGUGAUGAUGGACAGCUCGGCAAGCGUUGGGCAGAAGAACUUCGACACUACCAAGACCUUUGUCAACCGCUUGGCCAAGCGUUUCCUGUCUGCCGAGAGGAAGAGCAGGGCCACCGUCAAAAUGGGUGUGGGCCAGUACAGCCGAAGCGCCAGCAUGGAGCAGGCGCCAACUUCCAAUUUGACCAUGCUGACCUAUAAAACUGAACAGGCGGCCUUCCAAAACGACGGCACCAACGUGUUGGAGGCAAUGGAAUUUGCCGUGAAGAGUUUACGUGGUCGUGGGGACGCAUCGGGGGGCAAGAAGAAGCUGAUGCUGUUCUCUGACGGCAGGUCUCAGAACGUCACCGAGCCGUUGCUGGAGAAGCGCGUUCGUGAGGUGGCGGACGCCGGGGUGGAGGUCUUUGUCAUUGCCGUUGGCAGCCAAGUCAAUGAGGUCAACCUGCGCACGCUGGUGAGCAAGGGACGGCAGGACGACAUCGGCUACGCCCAGCGCCACCUGUUCCGUGUCGCAGACUACACCUCUCUGCUUCGCGGGGUCUUCCACCAAACAGUCUCCCGCCGGGUGUCCAUCCCCUGAGUGCACGGCCCCGAACAACAGGACCAACACGCUUUAGAUUCUUAGUCCCAAUAUGAAUAUUCAGUCUCACUCAUUUACCAUACACUGUGUUCGAGUACUUUAAAAAAAUAAAAAAUAAUAAUUGUCACAAAAUGUGUGACGGUCAAAAUUAAAUGUUUUAAUGAAGUGUACCUGGGACUUUUUUACCCUGAGUUGAGCUUCCAAGGCAGAUUAUCUCAGGCUGUGUACACAUUCCACUUUCUGUGCUGAGAUCAUUGGACUAUAACCCAAAAGAUGGUGCUAGCCUAAACAAUUUUAUUACUACUUGUGACAUUACACAACUGUUAGAAAUUGCUGCCUGGAAAGUCAAUUUCAGGGUUAAAAAUAUCCCAAUUCGAAAGGGGUUGCUUCGUCCCUGGAGAGCCAUAAAGGCCACAACUAAACUAAAUGUAUAGCAUUUAAAUGCAUUGGGCUGAUUUCUACUCAGGUACACUGCAUCCCUGCAUCAUUUUCAACUAGUCUGGACCCAUCCUCUGCCUUACUUAAACUAACAAGUGUGGGUUGAAGAUGGCUCAUCAAGGCUACACUCAUCUUGUCACUCCAUGACUUGGAGCUCCUGCCAUUCGAAGGAUUUGUGUUAAGAGUUAAAUGUGGACUCCUCUUUGUAGCUCUUACCACUUUUUCAAGAGGUGUCGGAGUUAUGGUGUCACAAUUUUACGACAUAGGCAGACCAGCUGUCGAUGGAAAACUUACAAAUUCUUUGGCGAGUGCUAGUUUUACCGAAAUAAUUGUGAACCUGGAAUGUUGACGCGUGAUUGGCUAAUCCACUUUGUUUAUGGUUUGCACAGGUCAGUUGUAAAAGCCAUAACUUAUUCCCAACUUUGUGAAGUCACACCCGACAUCACUUGAAAAAUUUGUUUGAUCACCAAACCGACAGGGAAAACAGGAAAUGACAUCAGGCAGACUUCAAAACAAUCCAAUCCACACUUCCCCUGGUGAUAAUGACGACAUCACAGCUGGACUCAACAUGUGUGAGUCUAGCUGUAGUGUGUGUAUCUGUAUGUGUGUGAGCGCCUCUGUGUGUGGAGGUUUUUUAUGUGUAGCCCUGGGUGAUUGUUCUAUAAACAGUUGUGCCGGGGUCACUAUUUCAAAUGACAGAAUGACAGAAACCUGUUCUUUGUUGUCUGUGAAGCAGAGAGGCCUCUGUUACAUACACACAAACACACACACACUUAGGUGCCCCAUCAUUGAGGUAGGAAAACAUCUGGAAAAGAAACUUAUGGGACUCAUGCUGUGAGGCCCUCACACCCACAUACACACAGAAAACAGUGUGUAACUUUUAUGAUCCCCUCAAGUUUCAGUUUCGUUGUCAUCAGUGGCCCAGAGUCUCUGUACUGUUGUUAUUAUCUGUGGUGCUAUUAGUCUCAGUGUAUCAGCCUUUACCCAUGUUAAAGAAGAUAUUUUUACCUGAGGAUACAAAACCUCAGUGUUGUGAGAGCUCCUUCAAUAAAGGUUGCUACACCAAA
Molecule: messenger RNA, 4756 nt
Organism: Anarrhichthys ocellatus (wolf-eel)
Lineage: Eukaryota; Metazoa; Chordata; Actinopteri; Perciformes; Anarhichadidae
Gene: col6a1
Product: collagen, type VI, alpha 1
Exons: 35
Coding region: 228-3251 (1007 amino acids)
Source: RefSeq, a predicted model, not a curated record